UUUUUUUACCUGCAGUGGACAAUUACGCACAGUCAGACGCGCACGCUGGCGCAUGCACGCCGCAGCAGCAGCGCGCGGCAGCAGCAGAGAGAAGAAGAGGCACGCGCACCGGACCGCACGCGGCAAAAAAUAUGAAGCAGCUCAGCGGCCAUGUCUAAAGCCACUGUGAAGAAGCUGCACUGGCGCUCCAAGGUCCAGGAGAGCUUCGUCCCACUGAGCGCUGGUGUCAGCUCAGGAGAACUGGGUCUGGCCAUUGGAGGCGGAGCUGAUUAUGGCGAGUUUCCUUUUGUCACUGCAGCCCCUGGGGGUGGAGCUACAGUGGGUGACAUCAUCUUAGAGAUUGGGGGGACGCCCGUGUUGGGGAUGACACUGGGUGAUGUCAGAGGAGUCCUGAAUUCCUGUCCUCAUCCAAUCAGAAUCAAGACUGUGUCCCCAGGUUCCUCUCUGUGCAAAGACCUCAGGUUGUACCUCAGCAAGUGUUUCACUCCGGGCUCCGUGGACAGUCAGCUUCAGCAGCUCAUCAGGGAGAACCUGUACCUGCGCGCCGUGCCGUGUACGACCAGGCAGCCGCGGGACAGCGAGAUAUCAGGUGUGGAUUACAACUUUGUUUCCAUUGAGGAGUUUUUCUCUCUGGAAGAAUCUGGAGCUCUGCUGGAGAGUGGCAAGUUCAAAGGGAACUACUAUGGAACACCCCGUCCUGUCCACAUCGGACCAGAGAGUCCACCAAUCACGUAUCAAGAGCACCGCAACCUGCUGAGGAACUUCCGGACAAGGAGCAAGUCCCUGAGUAACCUGGAGAAGGCAGGGGAAGAAGGAGACAACAGCGAGGAGGACAAUGGGCCGUCAGGUUCAGCCCCGCCCACAAUGCUGCCACUCAGCAAAUCUUGGGACUCAACAGUCGGGAGUCGUGACAGAAUUGAGAACGGAGCAGGAGGCAGAGGAGUGGGAAGAGGGAGAGGGGGAGGUCCACUUCCUGAAAACUGGGAGCUUGUCUACAAUGACUCAGGGGAGCCCUACUACAUCAAUCACAUCUCAAAGACGACCAGCUGGGUGGAUCCUCGAAAGCAGAGCAAAGAGACGACAUCCUGCACAGAACUUCCAGAGUUCACAGACCAGCCGAGCCAGCUGAGGGGUUACUCCAUCCACACCAGGCUCUCUAAAGGUCCUCGAGGUUUUGGCUUCAACAUCGUCGGUGGAAGUCGCCCUCAAGAGUUUCUGCAGGUGUACAGCGUCACACCUGGAGGACCACCUACUCUCAGUACAGCAGACAUCCUGAUCUACAUCAAUGACACCUGUGUGCUGGGUCGCUCCCAUAAAGAGGUGGUGGAGAUGCUGAAGUCGGUGCCGAUGGGUCAGAGCGUGGAUGUGGUACUGAGAAGAGGAUACCCAAUGCUUUACAACCCAGACGGUUGUCCCAAACAGAAUCUGGAGCCUCAGACUCCCAGUGAGUCUUCCACCCAGGCCAGAACCCUGACACACCUUACCUACAGCCGGACGCUGGACGCCAAAGGCAGCACGCCAGGUCCAUCACAAACCACGCCCUCUUACGCCGCUCAGCCAAUGACAAAUGGCCUGGCUGGACCUCCUACCCCCACAACCUCUGACAUGUCGCAUCUCCCCCAUCUUUCUGCAGAGAGGACUCCAAAUAGUCACAGCGACUCUGAUGGCGGCCAAUCCGAUGCUGGAACUCUGAGAUCUUCUUUGAUUCGCUACAACAGCAACACCCUCCCUGCCCGUUCCUCCUCCUCACUCCUCUUUCAUCAGAGCUCCAAGUCUUCAGAAAGCGACCUGUCCACAUCCACACUCCCCAAUGCCUCAUCGUCCUCCCACACAUUGUCCAAACUGCCCCUCUCCCAGCUUGAUAUGGGCCUUCUCCAAAACUUCAGUAUCACCAACAGUGAAAACCCCACCCCCUCCACCACACCUUCUUCUGCUCCUGUGCAGCGUCAACAGAUCCCCCAGACUUCCCUCGCUGGCACAUCACCCAGAGAAGUCCCACCAUGUGGCUUUAACGGGUGUCCAGCAAGUCAUGCACUGACUUCUUCAUCUACCAGAGGAACAGCAGGCCUUGUUCUGCCUCUCGGCACAGGAUUGCCAGGGUCAGCACAUGGAAGAGAGCUGGUUCCGGUGGCUCUCGGACACAAUGAGGGUGGUGGGUUGGGGUUCAGUGUGACAGCGGGAGGGCAGGAGGGCCAGCAAGCUGUGGUGAGGCGGGUUUGGGAUCGGAGGCAGUGUCCCUCUUUGCAGGCAGGAGAUGUCAUUGUAAAGAUCAACGGAGCCGAUGUGCAGAGCCUUAGCUUCACUCAGGUCCAGAGAGUCCUGCAGGAACACACCAAGCAGGGAGAGGUGGUGCUGCUAGUGCACAGAGGAGGUCCUGUCUCCUCUCCACUCGUCACACCCAACCUCUACAAGCCCCUUUCCUCCCCUCAGGUUCUGACCACGCCGUCCUCCUCCACUGACCUGCCUUCUACACCCACAGAUGCCUCUGUGGGGGGAGUCCCCCCGCUCAGCCAGGCCGCCUUGGCCCUUGAAGGUCCACAGGAGGGUCGUCUGCCACCUCCAGGGACCCACCAAGGGACCCCUCCGGCUCAGACCCCUAACUGCCCCUUAGCCUCCACCCUCAUCCAGAGCACCAGCUUCCUAGAUUCAGUUCCUGUGACGCUGACCUUGGAGCCCCGGGACCUGCAGGGUGUGGAGGACAGUGCUGGUCCCGUGCGUGGAGGUGGACAUCCUGGAGCCAUCGCCAAAGAUGGCAGAGGAGGAGCAAAGAUGGUGGAAGUGGAGCUGAGGAGGCGGCCGGGAGAAGGUUUCGGAUUCGUCAUCACCUCUCAGGAAGUGAGCGGAGCCUCCUCCCUGAUGUCCCACCGCUUCGUGACGGUGCGCCGUGGCAGCCCGGCGGCACGCAGCGGACAGAUCCAGCCUGGAGAUAGGCUGGAGGCGGUGGAGGGUCGACCGGUUGGUGGCCUGCAGCACAGAGACCUGUCCCAGAUCUUGAGGAGGGCGGGGAACACGCUGAGGCUGAGCAUCAACCCCAAACAGCAGUCUUCCUCAGACGGAGCCGACCUCGACACUGAUGGACGCCUGAUCAAAGGGCCCAGAGGGAGGUCAAAGGAUGAGUCCAGGUUCUACAGCGUGGAUCUGGAACGGGGCCCCACAGGGUUCGGUUUCUCUCUGAGGGGGGGCAGUGAGUACAACAUGGGCCUGUACGUCCUGGGCCUGAUGGAGGGAGGGCCGGCCCAGCGCAGCAACAAGAUACAGGUGUCAGACCAGCUGGUGGAGAUUAACGGAGACAGUACGGCAGGAAUGACCCACAGUCAGGCUGUGGAGCAGAUCCGCAGAGGAGGACAUCGAAUCCACCUGGUUCUGAAGAAAGGAAACGGAUAUGUUCCAGAUUAUGGCCCUGAGGAAGGAGCCCUCUCCCCUUCCUCCUUGCAGAAGGAGUCGAUAACCAUGGCAACCGCUUCCUUCAGCAGGCAGUGGAGAGAAGGAGGCGGUGCAGGAGGAGGAGAGAGGAGAAGGAGAGAGAGAAAGGUGGAAACCAAACAGAGAAAAGGAGGAGUAGGGCCUCCUGACCUGGACCUGGACCUGGUGGAGGAAGAAGUUCAAGCAGAGCAAAAGAAGAUGAGAAUGAAAAAAGAGGAAGUGGAGGCUGUGAAGAGGCAACAAGAGGAAGAGGAGAGGAACAGGAGAAGAAGAAAGAAGGAGGAGGAGGAGAAGAAGGAAGGAAGUCAGAUGAUCAGUCAGAAGAAACUGGACAAGCAGGAGAGGAGGAGCAGGAGCUUACCCAGGAAUGGAGCUUCAUCCUGGGGCUCCUCUCUUUCAGAGGAGGCCAGAGGAACCGAGAUGGAGAGGAGGAGGUGCCACACUGUCAGCCGCCAUGCAAAGCAUUAUGGGAGCUCAGCAGCAGCUCCGGCAUUCUCCUUCCUGAUGCCACUGAAUGAUGACAAGCCUCCGUCUGACAGCGAAUCAGCAGCCAGCUUCUCAGAGAUUAGCCAUUCAGCAGCCAGCAUUGCCAGUGUAACCAGAGAGAAAUCUGACUGGAGGAGGGCCCAGUUGUCCCAGAAACAGGAAAACAGCCCAGGGCUCUGGCUGAAGCCGAGCACACAGAGACUGACUCAGGUUCUGACUGGCAGCAGGCUUAGUGGGCGGGAGUUUGUAGACGGGCUUCCUCUCUGAUUGGCUAGCAGCGAGGACAUUCUCCUUUUUCAUUUGCUGAACCUUUUUAUUGGCGUAAAAAUAAGGGCUUAUAUGGUUGGCCUUGUGAGAGAAGCCCUGUCCUGUUGGACAAGAGCUAACAAACCACUCUCUGAUUAGCCAGAGAACAUCUGGACAUAGACCUGCUCAUUGAACCACACCUGCACCUCAUUACCCAUCCUGCUCAUUCUCAGUCUUCUAACAAAGCAAAUGUCUCUACCUCGGUACCUUGGUUACCGUGGCAACUGAAACUGUUGCAUGUUUGAUUGAAAUGCGCCUGUUCCUCAAUCAUCAUCAUGAUCUUUUAAACUGUAUGCAAACAACUGUAUGUCCUCAGCAUGUGAAUACAACUGGAAUGAUUUUUUUAUUUUUAUAAUGUGUAAAUGAUCCCUGACAUGAAUACUGAUAUAUUAUUGAUACUAUUAGAGAUAAACAGAACUUGAGGUCUUAUCUGCCUGCCUGCUUGUAAAGAGAAACUGAUGAUUUAACACAGCCAUACUGACACACACAAACACACACUGAUGUCAGGUCCAGCUGUUAUCCAGCAUCCUCAGUGUCACCAUGGUAACCGUGUCACAGGAUGAGCUCCGGAUCAGAACAAGUGCCUCAUUUUUUUAAGUCUUUGUUCUGCAAACCUCUGCCAUUUCCUGUUAUUUCUGUCCACCAUGCUCUCCCACGAUGCCAAGAGAUCACGCCCACUCAAACACAUAAAACAGGUUCCACAAUGAGUUUUAUAAGAAAAAUUCAAAUAAAGACUGAGUAAUUA
Girardinichthys multiradiatus is the source of this 4960-nucleotide messenger RNA. RefSeq names its product MAGI family member, X-linked a (gene magixa). Gene Ontology annotation, cellular component: cytoplasm. Bases 151 to 4176 code for a protein of 1341 amino acids. The transcript is spliced from 21 exons. Gene Ontology annotation, biological process: signal transduction. Gene Ontology annotation, molecular function: protein binding. The record is from RefSeq and is a predicted model, not a curated record. Lineage: Eukaryota; Metazoa; Chordata; Actinopteri; Cyprinodontiformes; Goodeidae.